Oikopleura dioica is the source of this 1203-nucleotide messenger RNA. The record is from the annotation of a GenBank genome assembly. Lineage: Eukaryota; Metazoa; Chordata; Appendicularia; Copelata; Oikopleuridae.
AUGAAGCCGUACUAUUUCUUCAAGUAUUUUACGUUUGUGGUGCAGGAAGAGGCGAACUCAGAGGACGGACUGAUUGACUUACAGUCGCUGCUCAAAGUUUUACAGGAGGAAAUCGGAUGCGAUCCUAAAGAAUACAUCCAGAUGAUCUUCAAAUUAGAUAUGGCAGAUAUUGUGGCUAAUCAUCUGGAAAGAGAGGCGUUCGAAAAAGUUCAGAGUUUAUCCGGAGAGCAAGAGAAAGGUUCUUUGAGUCUGAGGAGGCUGGAACGAUCACUUUCCAGAAAUCAAGUAGAACUACUGUGCGAAAACGGGGUGAAAAUUUUGAUUUCGCCGCCGCCUGGUGGCUUGAAAAGGAGGAUUUGCUACAGAUGCUGUGAAUUUUCGACGUCGCCGAAGAUACUCCUCGAGUGCAAACUCUGCUGGAGGAAGUAUCAUCUCAAGUGCGACUCCGGCUGCGUUUGUUACAGAAGUAGAAAGAGAGAGGAGCAGCGAGCCAAGGCGGAUGUUCCCAAGUCCUUGAUGAAAAUCUUAGGUCUUGAGAACUCACUGACAAUGGCAGACACAGACUUCCUGAAGAAGCUAUUUAUGUUUAUUUCGAAGAACAAGCUAAAAAUCAAGCCACUGCCAAGUCCUGCGAAAACUGCCGAAUCAGAAAGAAUAGCGAAUGAGAAAGCAUGCCAAGCUGCGAGUACACUUAAAGACGAAACGCCGGAGAUUUUGCCAAACGGGCUUCCGAGAAACGCGCCGAAGCCAGAGCUGAUCCAGGCGGUCUUCAAUUCGAAAAUGGUGCAAGCAAAGCUCAAACUGGAAAAGCACAAUACACCGCGCUGCGCAAAAUGCUUCAAACGCGCCAACUGCCAGGUCAACUGCUGCGAGUUCCACCUCUACUGCGAUUCUUGCCGAUACGAGGAUCAGAGAGUUCUCACUGUUUCUUGCGACGACCGGGAUUUAGUUUCCAAGAAAGACGUCAACGACUGUCGAACGAAAAUGAUGAUGGCGUCGACGAAAUUGUGGGUACAUGAGAAGGAGGGACGCACAAUGAGCAAGUCCCCGUACGUCGACAUUAAGGAGAUUUACGAUGACGCAGUUAGAAAUUCAUCGAAUCUGAAUCGCGAUUGCUUGCCUUGCCGAAAGCCGGUCACAACAGGAGUCAAGAUCAAUAUUCCAAGAGAGAGCGGCUACGACUCCGAUUUCCUAGAGAAAUAG